This is a messenger RNA of Scutellospora calospora, 539 nucleotides long. NCBI's taxonomy places the organism in Eukaryota, Fungi, Glomeromycota, Glomeromycetes, Diversisporales, Gigasporaceae. The record is from the annotation of a GenBank genome assembly.
UAAUCAAAAAAGCUGGUGAUAUUAUUCCCCAAGUAAUUCAAGAGGAAAUUUACCAAAACUGUCCUAAUGAAGAUUGUUCCGAAAGAAAUAUUAAAUCUUUAACUCUUUUUUCUUCCAAGCCCGGAAUGGAUAUAAAAGGUAUUAGUGAAAUGGUAAUCCGCAAAUUAUAUCAAACUAAUUUGCUGAAAACCCCGGCUGAUUUUUACUAUUUAGAGCCAAGAAAAAAAGAAUUAUUAAAAAUAGAAGGUUUGCAAAGAAAAUCGGUUAAUAAUCUUUUAAAUAGCGUGGAGCGAUCGAAAAAGAUGCCUUUUUUUUGUUUGAUAACGGCACUGGGGAUUCCUCUGUUGGGGAAAGUUAAAGCCCGCAAAUUGGCCGAUUUUUAUUCUGAUUUAAUUAGUUUUAUUCAAGCAAUAGAAGAAAAUAAAUUAGAUCUGAUUGGACAAAAAUUAGGAGCCGAAACCCAAAAAGAAGUAAUGAAUUAUUUUCAAAAGCCGAAAAACUUGUCAAUAUUAAAAGAAUUAGUUAAAGUUAACAAUUGA